Molecule: messenger RNA, 1254 nt
Organism: Danaus chrysippus (African queen)
Lineage: Eukaryota; Metazoa; Arthropoda; Insecta; Lepidoptera; Nymphalidae
Source: the annotation of a GenBank genome assembly
UUGGUGUCAACCGUAGCUGUUGGAGGAAUGAGAAUACCUAUAGAAAACACUAAUAAUGAUAAUUUACAAAUAGUCCCUAGUGCAAGUACAACUUCUGAAAGUCUUCAAGUUCAACCCAUUUAUUAUACUGCAAAUGCGCAGAAUCUGGACAGCUAUAUAAUACCUGACCCCCAUAAGACCCCUCAAAUCCAGCAAGAGGUAAUAGAGGAAAUACCGACACCUGCGACUUAUUUACUGCCACCUUCACCGUACGCUCGCAAUGAAUUCUUCUUAGCAACUACUGAAACUAACGAGGAAAGCGAUUGGUAUCCCAUUCAGAGUGAUUCUCAAAAACAAAGUAUCAACGAAGGUCAGCCACUUGAAGAAUCGAAUCUUAGAUCGGGUAAAGCAUUGCAUAGGGGACAAGUUUUUUCAGUCCCCAUAAGGAAUCUUCUGCCCCCGAAAGAAAAUGCUCCCAAUGACUUCAUUGUCGUCUCACCGUCUGUGGAACUAGAAUUACCAAUAGAAGAAAUAGAUCAUACCAUAAAUAAUCCCACUGCAGAGAUUACCAAGCUAAGAACACCAAAAACAGAAAAACACCAUUUUAAAAUAGACAACAUACCACAUCGUCAUAUUUCACCCCCUAAAUAUAAUCUUCAAAAAUACACAUAUCCAACUAAAUUGUAUCCAAAGAAAUAUAUUGGUGAAUUUAAACCUAUACCGAUACCAAUUUCUCAAUAUAGCGAUGGUUCAACGGACAUACCUGUUGCUAGACCUGUGAAAGUGAUUAGUCCAGAUGACAUUAAAAAUGGUUAUGUACCCAUAGAGAACAUUGAAAACUCAUAUGAAAACAUUCAAAAAUUAAAUCAAAACAAUGAAGAGGCCAAGACAACUGCUGAAACUGUAGCGCCCCACAGUGAAGUUGUUCCGUCUGAACAAGAUACGUCUGAAACAAACUUCCGACAUCCGAUACGCGACGCUCAUUCAGCACCUGCGAAGCAGAUAUCUCAGAAGCAUAUUCCGUUAAAGUCUGACGGCAAACGCACUGAAUUUCGAAUGCAUGGGAUGAAAGGUCCCCAUAGCUAUCAAUUUGGUUACGAUACUGGAAAAGGGAAAAAUCGUCAAUUCAGAUACGAAGAAAGGGAUAAUGACGGCCAUGUCCGAGGCCAUUAUGGUUAUGUUGAUAGAGGCGGGAAACUGCGUGUUGUAAACUACGAUGCCGAUCCUGUUCACGGUUUCCGGGCCGAGGCGCCGGUGGAAAAAGAUACGGAAUAA